Molecule: messenger RNA, 736 nt
Organism: Aspergillus heteromorphus CBS 117.55
Lineage: Eukaryota; Fungi; Ascomycota; Eurotiomycetes; Eurotiales; Aspergillaceae
Product: cysteine hydrolase family protein
Exons: 1
Coding region: 82-654 (190 amino acids)
Source: RefSeq, a predicted model, not a curated record
AUUCCUCCUCCUUUUCCCCUCCAAACGGUGCUUCUUUCUCUUCCUCUGCAUCCCCAUUCCAUCCAAUCCCUUUCUCCCACCAUGAAAGUCGAAAAACCCACCCUCAUCCUCCUCGACAUCCAAAACGGCGUAGUCGAGCGCCUCAACGACACAGACGCCUACCUUGCGCGCUGCGCAUCGGUGAUCCAGGCCGCACGCGACGCCAACAUCUACAUCGUCCAUGUCGUGACUGGUUUCCGCCCCGGAUACCCCGAAUGCAACCCCCGCAACAGCUCCGUGGUCAAGGUCAAGGCCUGGGGGUCCUUUCUCAUCACAGACCCGUCCAGCCACGUUCACCCGCUCGUUGCUCCCACCGAGGAUGAGCCCAUCGUCAUCAAGCGUCGCGUGUCGGCCUUUUUCACCACGGACUUGGAUCUCCUUCUGCGCGCGGCGGGUACGACAGAGGUCGUUGUCACUGGACUGAUCUCUAGUGGUGCUGUGCUGUCGACGGUUCGUUCGGCUGCCGAUCUCGACUAUAAGGUCACGGUGCUGGAGGAUAUGUGCAUGGAUCGUGAUCAGGAGCUGCAUGAUGUUUUGAUGACCAAGAUCUUUCCGCGCCAGGGUCGCGUGAUGCAGUCGGGGGAGUGGUUGGAGGAGGUCAAGGAGAAGUUGUGAGGAUGAGUCGAGUCGAGUGUGGUUGGCGUGGAGGUUUGAGUGCGGCUUUUGUCCGGCCUCAAACUUUUCUUUACAAUGCGUG